GGCUCUUGGUGUCUGAGAAAAUGAGUUACGCUCUAGUGGGAGAACUGUUCGCAUAUGUCUUCAUUCCGGCGACUGCCAUCGUCGGAAUCGGCUUUGCUCUGUACCAAUGGUUUCUGGUAUCCCGAAUUACGGUUUCUCCAACUUCACGUGCAUUGAAUGGCGGGCCUUUGGAGGGUCUGUUGGAAAAUGAAGCAGAGGAAGGUGUGGAUGGAAAUACAGCUGUAUCUAAGUGUUGUGAGAUUCAGAACGCCAUUUCUGUAGGAGCAACCUCCUUUUUGUUUACUCAGUACAAGUAUCUUGGAGUUUUUAUGAUUGUCUUUGGUGGAAUUAUAUUCCUGUUCCUUGGUUCAGUUAAAGGGUUCAGUACGAAAUCAGAACCGUGUGCCUAUGAUGAAACAAAGCUCUGUAAACCUGCCCUUGCAAAUGCCAUUUUCAGCACCAUUGCUUUCCUUCUGGGUGCAUUAACCUCUGUACUUUCUGGUUUUCUUGGCAUGAAAAUUGCAACAUAUGCAAACGCAAGGACAACUUUAGAGGCAAGAAAGGGGGUCAACAAGGCUUUCGUGGCAGCUUUCAGGUCUGGUUCUGUCAUGGGAUUCUUGCUUGCUGCCAAUGGGCUGUUAGUACUCUAUAUUGCAAUUUGUGUCUUCAAAUGGUACUAUGGAGAUGAUUGGGAGGGGCUUUAUGAAUCAAUUACUGGCUAUGGCCUUGGUGGUUCGUCAAUGGCUCUUUUUGGAAGAGUUGGGGGAGGAAUAUAUACUAAAGCUGCAGAUGUUGGUGCUGAUCUUGUUGGGAAGGUGGAGAAAAACAUUCCUGAAGAUGACCCACGAAAUCCAGCUGUUAUUGCAGAUAAUGUUGGUGACAAUGUAGGAGAUAUCGCAGGGAUGGGAUCAGAUCUGUUUGGCUCUUAUGCUGAGUCCUCCUGUGCUGCUCUUUUUGUUGCUUCAAUCUCAUCAUUUGGUGUUGAACAUGACUUCAUGGCCAUGUCUUAUCCUUUAAUCAUCAGUUCCAUGGGUAUCCUGGUUUGCAUGAUCACCACAUUGCUCACCACGGAGAUCUUUGAGAUAAAGUCUGAGAAAGAAAUUGAGCCCAUGCUGAAGCGCCAGCUCAUUAUCUCCACUGUAUUGAUGACUAUUGGCAUUGCCAUUGUUAGUUUUAUUGCUUUGCCAUCAAGCUUUGAAUUAUUUGAUCUUGGAUCAAAGAAGACUGUGAAGAACUGGCAUCUCUUCUUCUCUGUUUCAAUUGGUCUCUGGAUGGGCCUUAUCAUUGGGUACAUUACAGAGUAUUUCACAAGCAAUGCUUAUGGGCCAGUGCGUGAUGUUGCUGACUCCUGCCGUACUGGUGCCGCAACAAAUGUGAUAUUUGGGCUCGCUCUGGGUUACAAAUCAGUGAUAAUUCCAAUUUUUGCAAUUGCAAUUGCGAUUUAUGUAAGUUUCUCCUUGGCUGCAAUGUAUGGAGUUGCUAUGGCUGCUUUAGGAAUGCUAAGCACCAUAGCUAUUGGGCUGACAAUAGAUGCAUAUGGUCCAAUAAGUGACAAUGCUGGUGGGAUAGCGGAAAUGGCUGGAAUGAGCCGGGAAAUCCGCCAACGUACUGAUGCACUUGAUGCAGCUGGGAACACCACUGCUGCCAUUGGAAAGGGUUUCGCUAUUGGAUCAGCUGCACUUGUGUCCCUUGCUUUGUUUGGAGCCUUUGUAAGUCGAGCCAGUUUAAAGACGGUUGAUUUACUAUCUGCUAAGGUCUUUAUCGGCUUGAUUGUGGGCGCUAUGCUUCCCUACUGGUUCUCAUCGAUGACCAUGAAAAGUGUUGGAAGUGCUGCUCUGAAAAUGGUUGAAGAAGUCCGCAGACAGUUUAAUACCACACCAGGAUUAAUGGAGGGCCGUGUCAAGCCUGAUUAUGCAAACUGUGUGAAGAUCUCUACUGAUGCUUCACUCAGAGAAAUGUUGCCACCAGGUGCACUCGUUUUACUCUCACCACUGAUUGCUGGCACUUUCUUUGGAGUGCAAACUCUUUCUGGGCUAUUGGCUGGUGCCCUUGUUUCCGGUGUCCAGGUUGCCAUCUCAGCUUCAAACACUGGCGGUGCCUGGGAUAAUGCAAAGAAAUACAUAGAGGCUGGCUCGACCGAGCAUGCUAGAUCUUUAGGCCCAAAGGGUUCCGAUCCACACAAAGCUGCAGUUAUUGGUGACACGGUUGGUGAUCCUUUAAAGGAUACCUCUGGUCCAUCUCUCAAUAUCUUGAUCAAGCUCAUGGCAGUUGAAUCAUUGGUGUUUGCACCAUUCUUUGCUGCACACGGAGGACUGCUCUUCAAGUACCUCUAAGUUUUUGGACAUUUGGAUUGUGCAUCAAAUAGCAGAAUUCUGUCCGUCUUCCUUUCUUAGAAAACAGGAGUCUUGCUUUGUAAUGUAUGCUACUGACAAAGAGCACAGAAGGUGUUUGCGGCAUUGCCAACAGUUCAUAAAUUUUACCUUUUUUCCCUUGUGAAAUGUAUCAUUUUGGUCCUAGAAAGGGCGAAAAUAAUCACUGUCAUCCAGUGUUAGUUCAUAAUAAAAUCGCCCAUUUUGAGUGUA
Molecule: messenger RNA, 2561 nt
Organism: Nymphaea colorata (pocket water lily)
Lineage: Eukaryota; Viridiplantae; Streptophyta; Magnoliopsida; Nymphaeales; Nymphaeaceae
Product: pyrophosphate-energized vacuolar membrane proton pump 1-like
Exons: 8
Coding region: 21-2312 (763 amino acids)
Biological process (GO): proton transmembrane transport
Cellular component (GO): membrane
Molecular function (GO): diphosphate hydrolysis-driven proton transmembrane transporter activity; inorganic diphosphate phosphatase activity
Source: RefSeq, a predicted model, not a curated record